AUAAUAUAAAAUAAAAAGAAAAUAUAUUUAGAAAAAUAAACGGAAGUGACGCAACCUUUUUUCGAACGAUGACAACGCCUCCGCCCAAACGCGGCAGUUAUGAUUAUUUAGCUUGUUUAGCUAGUGGUGGGGUUUGUUUCCUUAGCAUAAAACAAAACAAAAAACAACUAUGGCAUCGCAUGAGAGAGUCUUGCCGUGUCCGGACUCUGUGUUCCAAUCUCCGGCAAAGGUGUUUGCUAGGCUUAAAUCGAAGGUUCAGAGCGAAGAACAAAUGGCAUGUGGAGUACAUACAUUCAUCUCACCGAGGAAAAACUUAAUGGAAUCUACAGCGGUGUUUCCACUUCGCACUCGCACAGACCCACGUUCCACCACAGAAUCCAAUGGACACUGCGGUACCCCGCUAAAGACAACGUUAUAUGUCGCCAGUUCUGAAGAAGAAUUGUCUCCCCUUGGCGUUUCCAUGUCUCCAGUGUCCAAGUCCUCCACAGUGAGGAUGAACCUACGGAAAAGAAAAGCGGAGCAGGAGAUUAACAAAGUUUGCAGCCGUACAGUUGUCACAUCAGAAAGCAGAAGUGAUAACAAAGGAAAUACAGGAGUGGGUCUUUUCACUCCAAGAAAAGCAAGAAUGGAAGGGUGUGUCGUCUCCUUGGAAAAACUAAACACUCCUAAGGUGUUCGCGUACAUGAAACAGAAGGUAAGCAGAGGAGUGCUGGAGCAAGACAGUCAUGACUUCAUUGAAACGGGUGAAUCCCCUGAUGGAGUAUUCUACGCCAGCGAUGGUUGUCAUUCCAAUGUGGACAAGAUUGACAAAAACAAUGCUUUAAGAUGUGGGCCGCAAAUUCUGGUCACCCAAGAUACACUCGAGUUUCCCAACGGGGAGUCACAUCCUGAGAAGGCCUCUUUGCCUGCAGUAGAGUCAGAACAUUUUUUGCUUGAAGAUCCCAUCCUCCUCACCUCACCCAGCAUUUCCAUUCCCAGGAAUAACUCUGUGCUCAUGAAGAAAAAGUGGCCAAACUUUCCAGCAGUACCCGCCACGAAAACGGUCAGUCUUGAACAGUGGUUCCUGAGGAGAAAUCGUAAUGGCCUGUUUGUGGAAGGGAUCCGCAUAGAUAACAAGACAACAUGGAACAGUAACAUUAUUAUUGAGAGACAUUCUAGCACUGUGCUGAAGACGAUAACCGACAGUAUUUACAACCUAGUGGGCAAGAUGAAGCUAGAUGUGGAUUCUGACCUUCCUCCCUGGUUUUUGAGGAUGUUUGUGAAUGGAUUCCCUGCAAAUUGGAAGAAGCUUUUUAAGAAGUGUUCGUCAGAACUCAAACAAAAGGGUAAAGAGAACACUGAAAACAGAAGCAAAACUGCUGGGACAACAACAACAAAGAUGUCUGAUCUCAAAACAAGGAAGAAAACUCCUGAGCAAAAUACUGUCAACACAAGUGAAUUCAAGCCAGAAACCCCCACAGAUAACACGUUUCAUCUCACUGGAAAAGUGACUCGGAGUGGUCGGAUGGUCAAGCCACCCCUGGAACACUGGAAAGGAGGCAGGGUCUUUUUGGACAGGGAUAUGAAUGUUGUCGUCUUUGAAGGUUACAACACCUCUAUCUUUUGCUCCGACGAGUCUAUGGAUAAGUCGAAGGGAAUUAGCCGGACAUUUCUUCUCAGCGAUGAAGGUCAUACACAACAUAAGCCCAGCAGAGAUGGUGUUCAGCUAGCACCAUUGACGAAGGUUCAGACGCCAUUACGCAAACACAGCCAAGUUCAUCCUGAUGAGAAUCCCUCUAUUUUGAUCAAAGGAAAAGUGAAGGGGCAAAACCGUCACAACCCCAGCUCUAAAGAAAAGUUGAGCAAAGACAAACCUCUGCCAUCAAGUAAACCCAAAAAUCUCCCAGUAGAGAGGUCCAAAACAAAAAUCCGUAAUGCUCCUCCACUGAAAAGAUCAGGGAGAAAACAGACACCCAAUCACUCUUACACUGAUGAUGACAGCUUCAUUGAGUCUGAAGAGCAGCAGCAGGAGGAUGAAACGCAAACGGGUGAAGAGAUGUCCCAUAAGAACACAACGAAAUCUCGACAUAAACCCAAAAAGUUCCCUGUGCCGGAGUCCAAAACAGAAGUGUUCAACGCUACUCCAUUUACGAGAUCAAGGAGAAAAUGCACUCCCCCAAUGGGUACUGGAUUUUACGCAGAAGUCUCUCUAUCUGAAGGCGAGGAGAGGCAAUACCGUCGAACGAUCGUUUCUGAUGAACAGUCAGACUUCGAGAACACACUCGAACAAGAAGAGGCAAGGAAGGUGCCCAACACAAAGUGGAAGAAACGGGGCAAAAGGAGACCCGUUAAGCAAAGCAGGGAGUCUCAAUGCGAGAACAUCAAACCAUUGUCGCACACAAAAACUUCAAAAAAGUCAACCCACUUGAAAAAGAAAUUAGGCAGAGGACACGAUCUCUCUCUGGACUCGGAGGAAGACGAGUGGACCCGGGAUGAGCAAGAAAAAUUACAGCAGGCUCUGAAAAGGUAUCCUCCACAUGUGCCAAUGUACUGGCAAAAGGUGGCUAAGAUGGUGGGCACGCGCUCUGCAGAGGAGUGCCACAACAAGGACCUGUCCAACAAGGACAUGUCCUUUCAAGACAUUACUCCUGUGAAGACCAUGCAGGAAAAACAAAAGAAAAAGACGGGGGCACAAAAAGCCAAAGACAUUCCCCUCAUAUCUGCUGGUAUUAAAACCUUCAAGAGAAAGCAGCAGGUCCGUCAGUUCCUGGAGGAAAUGCCCAAAGAGAACACCAGUGAUGCCUUCAGCGCGCCACAGAGUUAUCGCUUUAAGCUCCCAUCCACCUUGUCAGAUGAAGAAGACUUCUCAAUGGGCAACCCAGAACCCCUGACACCCCUUUCACAAUAUUUCCCUCAAGUGAAGACUCCUCGGGGUGAACUUGCCGCCAGUACAAUGUAUACUCCAAACAGGAAUGAAGAGGACAAGUACGCCUUUAAACUCCGGAAAAUGGUCAAUCAAAAUCAGGUUAACGGCCGCAAACAAAAUCGCAAACAUACACCAUCAGUAAAACCGACAAUGAAACCAUUGAAAAACCAAGCAAAUGAUUCCUUCAUCGUUUGGGAGAUGUUUCCAGAGAAACCUGCAGUUUUGUCGGACAGUAGUGAAGAUGAGGAUUACUACUUUUCAGAUGACGACUGAAACUCUAUGACUUAAAGGGAAUUUUGUGUGCGGUUGUUCCCUGUAUUUCACUUGAAUUGGUUGAUCUAGUUGUAUAUAGACCCUGCUAAUUGAAAUUUGAGUCUUGGGUUGUGUUCUCCUUCACUUGAAUUAAUUGCUCAAGUUGUAAACAGUUGUUAAAUCAUUCGUUGCUAGGUGCCUCUCAGUUCAAGUGGAUUAGAUUUCUAUCACUGAUCAUGACACUGAAACAGGAUCAUUUGAUGUUAACCCUCUUAGUUUAAAUGCACUAAACCUUCAUCACCUUCAAUUGUAGUUAAAUUCAAUUUGUAUUUCACCAAACUUUCAUUGAAAACUAGGUUAAGUUGUGAAUGCAAAUGCGAGUUUGUUGUACAUUCCCUGCAAUUGGCAGGCACCUAUUCCUGAAUCUACCCAGGAAAUGGACAAAGCGUUAUAUAUAGAGUAUAUUACUUUUAAGACAGUUUUUAUUAUGAGACUAAAUUCCAUAUAUGUUUGCCCAGUUUCUGUUUUACCAAGAAUAAAGAUCGUGUUCCAACUUUCUCCAAUU
Molecule: messenger RNA, 3722 nt
Organism: Corythoichthys intestinalis (scribbled pipefish)
Lineage: Eukaryota; Metazoa; Chordata; Actinopteri; Syngnathiformes; Syngnathidae
Gene: mis18bp1
Product: MIS18 binding protein 1
Exons: 16
Coding region: 170-3178 (1002 amino acids)
Cellular component (GO): chromosome, centromeric region
Source: RefSeq, a predicted model, not a curated record